Messenger RNA from Triticum turgidum subsp. durum (durum wheat), 2898 nucleotides. NCBI's taxonomy places the organism in Eukaryota, Viridiplantae, Streptophyta, Magnoliopsida, Poales, Poaceae. The record is from the annotation of a GenBank genome assembly.
AUGUAUCACUACCAUCCAAUUGAAAAAUUUGCUGAAUCCUUCUAUUCAUCAUAUCUCCCUCGACUUGUACAAGAUAAACUAUUUGUGCCAAACAAUAGAGUAGAGAGUGAGGAGGCGAAAACUAGUUCAGGUCUCUCCAAAUGGAAUAUUUUCAAGGCAUGCUUUUCAAGGGAAGUACUUCUUCUAAAAAGAAACUCCCCACUACAUAUAUUCACGACCAUACAGAUAACAGUCCUUGCUUUGGUGAUAUCAACCAUUUUUCUUCGAACAAGUAUGAACCAAAAAUCUAUUAUUAAUGCGAAUAAAUAUAUCGGAGCUCUCUUUUUGGUUGUUAUGAUAGUAAACUUCAAUGGCAUGGUUGAAAUUGCUGUGACAAUAAAGCGACUUCCCACUUUCUACAAGCAAAGAGACCUUCUAGCAUUGCCAGGAUGGGCAAUCCUUACUCCAAUUUUUCUUCUUAGUAUCCCAAUAUCUUUUGUACAGACAAGUCUUUGGACCGUCUUAACCUACUAUGUGAUUGGCUACGCACCUUCCUUUAUUAGAUUCAUGAAGCAUUUCUUGGUACUUUUUUCCAUGCAUCAAAUGUCAAUGGGCAUGUGUCAUUUAUUAGCGGCGGUAGCAAGGACACUAGUAAUGGCCAACGUGCUUGCCACCACAUCUCUUAUAGCAAUCUUCAUAUUUGGUGGCAUCGUCAUUUCAAAAGAUGAUCUCAAACAAUGGUUACAAUGGGGAUAUUGGGCAUCCCCAUUCACUUAUGCACAAAACGCAAUCUCCCUAAAUGAGUUCCUUGAUGAAAGAUGGGCCACAGAAUUUCCUUAUGAAAAUGCUAAUACCAUUGGCGACGCUAUCCUCAAGAUCAGGGGGUUGCUCAUAGAUUGGCACUGGUAUUGGAUUUGUGUCACUAUAUUAUUUGGAUUCUCGUUGGUGUUCAAUAUACUCAGUAUCUUUGCACUGGAGUUCAUGAAAUUGCCACACAAGCAUCAAGUUAACAACAAAGCUAUGAAGGUAAUGAAAGAGUGCACAAAUAGGAUAGUCGGAAUUGGCAAUGGGUCAAUUCCACAAGGUGUUCUCCCAUUUCAGCCUCUUACCUUUGUAUUUGAUCAUAUCAACUAUUUUGUCGAAAUGCCUAAGGAGAUGAUGAAGUAUGGAGUAACUGAUAAAAGGCUUCAGUUGCUACAAGAUGUUAGUGGUGCUUUCAGACCAGGGGUGCUAACAGCUUUGAUGGGAAUCACUGGUGCUGGAAAGACAACAUUACUCGACGUUUUGGCUGGAAGAAAAACUGAAGGAUAUAUUGAAGGUACUAUCACAAUAGAAGGAUAUGCAAAGAAGCAGGAGACAUUUUCAAGGAUCUCUGGCUACUGUGAACAAAGUGAUAUCCACUCACCUAAUCUCACUGUAUAUGAGUCACUGCAGUUUUCUGCAUGGCUCAGGUUGCCUUCAAAAGUUAAAUCUUGCCAAAGAGAUAUGUUUAUAGAUGAAGUCAUGGAUCUAGUUGAGUUAACAGGACUGAAGAAUACCAUGGUGGGUCUGGCAGGAGCAACUGGCCUGUCAGCUGAGCAACGAAAAAGGCUAACAAUGGCUGUCGAGCUUGUUGCUAGCCCUUCCAUUAUAUUUAUGGAUGAGCCGACCACUGGCUUGGAUGCCCGUGUUGCGGCGAUUGUCAUGAGGGCAGUAAGAAAGACAGCAGAUACUGGACGAACCAUUGUUUGUACAAUUCAUCAGCCAAGCAUUAGGAUAUUUGAAUCUUUUGAUGAGCUUCUACUCAUGAAAAGAGGUGGUCAGAUCAUAUAUAGUGGUUCACUAGGUCGACUUUCUAGCAACAUGAUAAAAUAUUUUGAGGAUAUCCCCGGUGUUCCUAGAAUAAAAGAUGGACAAAACCCAGCAUCAUGGAUGUUGGAUGUCAGUUCACACACCACAGAAUACGAGAUUGGAGUGGACUAUGCUAAAAUUUACCAGAGCUCCUCCCUAUACAGGGAGAACAAACUUCUUAUUGAAGAGCUUGGAAAACCAACGCCAAACACAGAAGAUCUACAUUUCCCUCCAAGAUAUUGGCUAAACUUUAGGGCACAAUGCAUCGCUUGCCUAUGGAAACAAAGAUGUGCAUAUUGGAAAAAUCCAGAGCAUAAUGUUGUUCGAUUCCUAAACACGUUUGUUCUAUCAAUUAUGUUUGGAACUGUAUUUUGGCAAACUGGAUCAACCAUUAAACAACAACAAGAUAUAUUCAACAUACUAGGGCUCAUAUACGGAUCAGCAUUGUUUCUUGGCUUCAACAAUUGUUGUAUCUUACAACCGGUUGUGGCAACAGAGAGGAUUGUUCUCUACCGAGAAAAGGCAGCAGGCACAUACUCUACCUUGGCCUAUGCCAUAGCUCAGGUGGCGAUUGAAUUGCCUUACAUGCUUGUCCAAGUAUUCAUAUUCGCGACAAUCGUAUACACAAUGAUUGGAUUCCAGAUGACCGCCAAUAAGUUCUUUUGGUUUCUACUUUACAUGGUGCUAAGCUACAUGUACUACACACUCUUCGGGAUGAUGACUGUGGCGCUAACACCAAACAUUGAGAUAGCUUCUGGAUUGUCCUUCCUUAUCUUCAUCUUUUGGAACAUCUUCUCCGGCUUCAUGAUCGGAAGAGAGAUGAUCCCAGUCUGGUGGAGGUGGGUGUAUUGGGCAAACCCAGCAGCAUGGACGGUGUACGGACUCAUGUUCUCCCAGCUUGGUGACCGGAUAGAGCCAAUUCUUGUACCUGGGCAACCAAACCAAACAGUGCGGGAGUUCCUCGAAGGCUACCUUGGCCUCGAGGACCACUACUUCAACCUUGUCACGUACCUUCACGUGGUCAUCAUCGCCCUCUUCGCCUUUAUCUUCUUUAUCUCCCUAAAGUAUCUCAAUUUCCAACGGAGAUAG